AUGAAAUUACCUAUAUUCGAUUCAUUAUUAUUUGGAUCGAUUGCUUGUGCUACAGAUCCUGUGGCAACUCUUGGAAUUUUCAAGGCGUUGGAUGUCGAUCCGAAACUGUAUAUGAUUAUUCUGGGUGAGAGUAUUCUCAAUGAUGCCGUAUCGAUUAUUUUGGUGCAGGCAGUCAAUAGCUAUAGUCUAGCGGAGAUAUGGAAACCGAUUCUGUUGUUCUUUGGCGUUUCGAUUGCAAGUGUCAUACUGGGUGUGUUGAUAGCACUCUGUGUUUCGCUACUAUUGAAAUGGCUAAACAUCGGAAAGUAUCCAGCGAUUGAAACACUGUUUGUAAUACUGUUUGCCUAUAUCUCCUAUUUGCUGGCCGAUGCAAUUUCACUCUCGGGCAUUCUAUCCACCUUUUUCUGUGGUAUUACAUUCCAGCAGUACGGAUACAACAGUCUCUCGAGUGACUCGAAACACAACUGCACACAGCUACUUCGUAUGGGUUCUUUCGUUUGUGAAACAAUCACAUUCAUCUACAUCGGAAUGUCAUUGCCACUUCAUCAAUUUUCAUUUAAACUUACUUUUUUGAUUUGGGCAAUUAUAUUCAUUAUUGUAUUUAGAGCAGCUGCUGUUUAUCCUAUUAUUGCAGUGUUGAAUAAAUUAGGACUGUCUAGUAUUCCAAUUUCUAUUCAAACGGUUGUGGUGUUGUCUGGACUAAGAGGUGCAAUCUCAUUCUCGUUGAGUAUGUCCGACGAACUCACUGGCGACUACCGACCGGAAAUACAGACUGCUAUGCUAAUAUUGGUGUUUUUCACGAUAUUCGUAUUCGGUCUUACAACCUACCCUGCACUCAAAGCUUUCAAGAUAAAAUCAUCUGAUACCGACAUCAGUUUAGAUUUCAUUGGAAAGCCAUUACAUAUAGAUUCUAGAUUCAAUAAUAUCGGAUCUUUAUUCUCAAAGUUGAAUGAAAAGUACUUCCAAAGAUGGUUCACAAGAAAUGCAUCGGCAUUCUCAGUUCGAAGCGAAGAUUUGGAUAUUCAUAUCGCGAAUAGCAAUGUCUAUCAAGAUAUUUCAAACAACAUUGAAAUGGAUUCUGUUGGAUCGAAAUCAUCUUCAUUUGGAGAUGAAUCACAGCCAUAUGAAACAGAGCAAUCACCAUCAUCAUCAAAUUCUUCACCAUCUCAUAUAAUUACAGGAUCAUAA
Heterostelium album PN500 is the source of this 1188-nucleotide messenger RNA. RefSeq lists its product as uncharacterized. Gene Ontology annotation, molecular function: sodium:proton antiporter activity. The transcript is spliced from 4 exons. Gene Ontology annotation, biological process: proton transmembrane transport. NCBI's taxonomy places the organism in Eukaryota, Evosea, Eumycetozoa, Acytosteliales, Acytosteliaceae. The coding region runs from base 1 to 1188 and encodes 395 amino acids. Gene Ontology annotation, cellular component: membrane. The record is from RefSeq and is a predicted model, not a curated record.